CAGCCUCGACGCUUCUCCCCGGCGGCGGGUGCUGUGUCUCCUCGGCCCCCCGACGCCGCCGGGAGCUAGAACAACCUGAUCGUCCCACCUCCAGGCGGCGGCAGCGACGGCCCCAGCCCCAUCCCACCGAGCCCGGGCGGCGCCCGGGCUGGGGGCCGGGACCAUGCACCCGGCGCGGCGCUGAACCCCGCGGCGGCGAAGCGAAGCCCUCUCCUGCCGGCAGCCCCCGACCUGCCUGCGAGCGGGGCCGCGCCCGCCGCCGCCGCCCAUGACCCUGCGCUCCGCCGAGUCCCUGGAGAGCGCGGAGAGCUCCGGGGAGCGCUGGGGGCACCCCGGGGCGGCGGCGCCCGUUGCCGAGGAGUGCCGUGAGGCGGAGCAGCUGGCCGCGGCUAUGGAGGAGCUGCGGCGGGCAGGGUGGUACUGGGGCAACAUGACUGUUGCUGAAGCCAAAGAAAGGUUACAGGAUGCCCCCGAAGGGACCUUUUUGGUUAGGGAUAGUUCGCAUUCAGAGUAUCUACUGACUAUAUCGGUAAAAACAUCAGCGGGACCGACCAAUCUACGUAUAGAAUAUCAAGAUGGCAAGUUUAGACUGGACUCCAUCACUUGUGUCAGAUCUAGACUUAAACAGUUCAACAGCGUUGUGCAUUUGAUUGAGUACUAUGUUCUUAUGUGCAAGGAUAGAACUGAAACACCUUCAAAUGGAACAGUUCAUCUUUACUUGAACAAACCCCUCUAUACAUCUGCUCCAUCUCUGCAACACCGCUGCAGAAUAGCUAUAAACAAGAGCACAAAUCAGAUCUGGGAGCUACCAUUACCAACAAGACUAAAAGAGUACUUGAAAGAGUAUCAAUACCAGGUAUAAAUAUAUUUUCUAAAUGCCUCUAACACAGAGUAAAUUUUGAAUGCAAUUCUUUAAAUCAGCCAAAGAACUGAGUAACCAGUUGUACGACUCGGCAUGGAAUUCACUAUCAAAACAGUGGCAGUUCUGGGGGAAAGGUUUUUAUUUCAGAUGCUACAAAGGGAGACUUUAUGUAAAAUAAUCCUAGUUUGCAUCCUUGGGGGUUCGACAAGGUGGCAUGCUAUUCUUGCAAGGAGAGAGAGAAGCCAGGAAUCUGUCCAGAUUGUGUUGCUUUGUCAAUAAAAUGCUGCACUAGCUCUCAAAUGCUUACUGAAGCAGUGGGAUGGGAGAGACUUCAUAAGUGGUCAGAGAGAGUUUACAAGUAUCUCAGUUGUCUGAUUCCAAGAUUAAUUUGGUGCUGGUGUUCAUAUAAUCCUAAAAGCUUAAAUAGAUCACACUGUGAUAAUCUUACUAAAGUUAUGCAACUAAUCAAAUCCAGUCAGAAAAAUGAUCAUGUAUUCAGUUUUUAUUGAACUACUUUCCUGCUUUUCUGCAAGCAAAGGAGUACUGUAAAUAAUCAGUCUAAAAUACUGUUUUUCAAAGUUCUCUGAAAGCUGACCUUAGGAGGAAAUGCUACAUCUUUCAUAGGAACCCAGUAUAUUGCUGAUUAUACCAGACUGGUAUCCCAAAAUCUUUAACAUGUUAAUAUCUUCACAGUGGUGAUGUAUCCAUGCUAUUAUUAUUAAGCCUCUUUUGGUUGAGGCUUUAGAACUAUAUGCUUUAGACUUGCAGUUUCAAUGUCAAGACAUGGAUUUCAGCAGUUACAUGUGUCUUCUACAGUGUAGAAUGUUUUCUUCAGGCUGUUUCCCAAAAUGUGGGGAAAUAAGAUGUGGAUUUUUUUAAGGGGGUUGGUUUACCUUUUUCUUGUUUUUUAUUUUCUUUUUAUUUCUUUUUAUUUCAUUUUAUUUUAUUUUUUAACUUCUAAUUCACCAUUGUAGCUAUCAGAUAAUUACUCAAUAAAGUAAAUCAAAGUGCACAACU
This is a messenger RNA of Poecile atricapillus (Black-capped chickadee), 1879 nucleotides long. RefSeq names its product suppressor of cytokine signaling 2-like. Gene Ontology annotation, molecular function: 1-phosphatidylinositol-3-kinase regulator activity. Bases 269 to 862 code for a protein of 197 amino acids. The transcript is spliced from 3 exons. The record is from RefSeq and is a predicted model, not a curated record. Gene Ontology annotation, biological process: intracellular signal transduction; phosphatidylinositol phosphate biosynthetic process. NCBI's taxonomy places the organism in Eukaryota, Metazoa, Chordata, Aves, Passeriformes, Paridae. Gene Ontology annotation, cellular component: phosphatidylinositol 3-kinase complex.